Coniophora puteana RWD-64-598 SS2 is the source of this 1590-nucleotide messenger RNA. RefSeq lists its product as uncharacterized. The transcript has 3 exons. Gene Ontology annotation, molecular function: hydrolase activity. NCBI's taxonomy places the organism in Eukaryota, Fungi, Basidiomycota, Agaricomycetes, Boletales, Coniophoraceae. Bases 346 to 777 code for a protein of 143 amino acids. The record is from RefSeq and is a predicted model, not a curated record.
CCCUCUUCAGGGACAGCCAUCGCCGACUUCCGCUCCGCCCUCAUAGUCUGCGCAUCCCCAAACACGCUCCAAAAACAGAUGCCGCCCGACUGCUUCGUCGCAGAUGCCGCGGCCGUGCAGCAGCGCAUCGCUCAGGGCUCGGACUACAUCAAGAUCAUCGCCGAAGUCCCAGGGCAGAGCCGCGAGCUUAUGACGGCCCUCGCGCGCUCCGCGAAGGCGCACGGCAAACUAUGCAUCGCGCACGCGAUCCAGGCUGAGGCGUACGCGCUCGCGUAGGACGGGGGCGUGCCCAUCCUCACGCACGUGCCCGUCGACGUGCCGCUCACGCUCGCGGAGGCGCGCCGGAUGAAGGAGGGCGGGCGCGUCGCGGUGCCGACGCUAUCGGGCAUGCAGCUGUUCGCACAGACGUCCGAGGGGAAGCUCAAGUACGAGUAUGCACUCGAGAGCGUACGGGCGCUGCAUGCGGCAUGCGUGCCCAUCGUAGGUGGGACGGACUCGUUGUAUAUGGAGGGUAUGCACGAGCACAACGCCCAUGGCGAGAGCUUGUCGCGUGAGCUCGAGCUACUUGUUGAUGCUGGUUUGUCGACCCUCGAGGCGCUUCGUUCUGUGACCGCACUUGUGGCUGAGCACUUUGAGCUGAACGAUCGCGGUGCGAUCCAACCUAGCUUGCGUGCUGACUUGCUCAUGGUCAGAGGGAACCCGCUGGAGGACAUCAAGGCUGUAAAGAACGUCGAGGCUGUGUGGUGCGCGGGUAAACGCGUGGAGCUCAAAGCAUAAGUCCGGGGCCCGUGAAGCCGUCACAAACGAUUGUAUGAACCUUUGCCAGAUCUUCCUCUCCUCUCAUUCACCUCAGUUACCUUCACCACCUUCCUCCACGCUCCACCAGCGAUACUAGACUAAAGUUAAACACUUAUAUUAAUUUGUAAUAAUCAUGUUCAAGUAUGCAAUGCAGACCUCCACUUUCCAGCUCGCGUUUUCACGCACAGACCCAUGUCUUGACUGGCUCUAUGCGUCCACCGAUCUGACCUUGUUCCAGCAUCAUGGCGAGAUCUAGCUCGUCGAAUGUGGGCCCAAGCUGUGCAUGGCUCCGCAUGAGUGACUUGGUCGUGUCAAACCAUACCGGAUCGUCGCGUCUAGUCAGGAGAGGCCAACGCCGUGGGUCGACCGUCCAUCCGACGGACGUCUCCACUCGGAACCUAGCCUGGAACUUGUCUUCCCCUGGCUUGAGCCCAACGAUGACGGCCGUUCGGAUUCUGCUCGGAAUACCGACCAGCCCAUCCGGACUAUGCUCAUUCUCCACGACCGACCACACAAUCCUCGACGGCGGCUGCCCACGCUCGCUAGCCUCCAUCACGAGCCUGCUCCCCUUCAUCGCCUCCUCCUCCCUCGACAUCUUGGGCGUUACACUCGCCGAGAUGAGCGAGUUCCCGAUGCUGAUUGGCACGGACAGCUGGCGCUUGUAGGUGACCUUGGAGAACGAGAGCAUGCCGUACGCCUUCUCUGGCGCGUACGACAGGAUCUCGACGGGGCGCGGCUUCGCACGUGGCUUAGCUGGGUUCGGCGGGAGGGUGAACUUGAUCUCGAUUGUCG